Molecule: messenger RNA, 648 nt
Organism: Leptosia nina
Lineage: Eukaryota; Metazoa; Arthropoda; Insecta; Lepidoptera; Pieridae
Source: the annotation of a GenBank genome assembly
AUGUCGGUCAGCCAGGUGCAGCAUGCUAAUAUUGAUACAAAGAAAAAUGAUAAGAUUUUGAAACCAUUAUUUUCUAAACAAGCAGAGUGCUCUUAUGUGUCUUGCUACUGUGAGGAAAAUGUCUGGAAACUCUGUCAAGAUGUUUCUUUACGAGUUCCAGAAGAAUUGGACCGAUGUUAUGUUGUAUUCAUAUCCAAUCCUUGUCGCACUGUGCCUUUGUGGAAACAAAGAGCGGGGCGCGAAGAAGAUCGCCUGGUUAUAUGGGAUUAUCACGUAAUAUUCUUGUAUUCAAUUGAUUUGAAAUCCUGUUUGGUGUAUGAUCUAGACUCGGAGCUUCCAUUUCCAACAUUCUUCCAUAAAUACGUUACAGAAACAUUUCGCACAGAUCAAGUUUUGAAAUCUGAUUUUCACAGAUUCUUCAGAGUUGUUCCAGCGAAAUACUUUCUACAACAUUUCUCAUCUGAUAGACGUCAUAUGAAAAGACCUGAUGGUUCUUGGAUUAAACCUCCUCCACCAUAUCCUGCAAUUUCCACAGUUGCUUCAACUCAUAAUUUAGAUGAGUACAUUAACAUGGAGGCUGAGUCGGGUCCUGGGCAAGUUUUUAAUCUCACAGAAUUUGUUAAACGGUUCUAUAAGAUAGAAAAGUAA